CUGUCAAUCAACACUACUAUUUACUACCGUGCUUAAAAAGAGCGUUCUCGCUUCAACUCCUGGCAUGGCUUCGAUGCUGGUGGCGCUCCCGCCACCGAUACUGUCUACGAUCGUGUUGUUUGCUGUCGAAGGGCUCAGUCUGGACUUGGCACCCUUUAAGACCAAGCUGCCGGUGAAUCGUUUAAGAGAUGUGGCGCUGGUGUGCAAAGCGACCCAUAAAAUAGUGGAAACCAUUAAGAAAAGCUCCAGGAAUGUAGCGUAUUUGGAGCUGCUGGACACCGUCGAAGCCCAAGAGUUUGACGAGAUUGUGGCAGACUUUGGACAAGACGAGGCGGCCAUACGUGACUUUAGCCUCGGAUUGGGACCUUACGAGCCAUGUGAAGGUCCUUACGACCGACGGAAUUUCUAUCCGCACGAGCCAGAUCUGGGAGAUCUAGAUCGAGCGGCUCUUGACUGGGACGCCCUGUUCGGCUGUAUGUCUGGCCUCAAGAGGCUAGAUUUGUCACGAAUCCCUCUAUUAAGUCGACACCUCCCGAACAUUCUAAUUGCCGCGUCGAGACGCUGUCCACACGUGGAAUUCCUGCUCAUGCCUAGAAAAGAAGACUGUUUCUUUGUAGUGAGAGAGCCCAGAAUCCAAGAGUUAUUGGGGGCGCUAAUUGCAGCCUUAGAGACGUGGUUCUUGACUGGAACUUGCGGAGGUUUAAAACAACUCACUAUGCCUACAUGUGACGAGGGCAGCGAACGCAGCAGCACCCACUACAUCGAAGCUGUGACCAGAUUUUGUCCAGGAAUCGAGUAUAUUGAUGGCUUUGAACAAGCGCUGGGCGGCCAAGAAGAUUGUCCCGAUAUGUGGCCAAUCUCCUUGCAAACCUGGCAGAAUUUCAAUGCUUCCUGCACUGCGCUGCGAGUCUUCAACUGGAGUAUCGUGCCAUUCGGCGAUCCGUUCUUUCGUGCGUUUGGAGAGCACGUUAAACCGCAACUGACUUCACUGUCACUUACAGCCAAUAUGAGUUGGAAUUACGAGCACUAUCUUCGCCAAUACCCUGAAUACCCUGGAUCUGCUACGAGGGAGGACGGGUGGGAUACCCAUCCCGACUACGGUACUUCUUGCCACCAUCCUGGCGAGGCAUUACGAGGAUGCCCUGCACUAAAGAAGCUGAUUAUUGAGAUCGAUUACUCGAGAAACGAACACCGAUAUGUGGACCCAUUUGUGUUUGGAGACGAGUUCUGGACAUCGGUGGCUACGCAUUGUCCUAGACUGGAAGCGGUUGAAAUGGUGGACUCGUCGAUGCACCCGCUGUUCAAUAAGAGACCCAUUGACACUUUGACGGAACGCACACUCGUAACUCUUGCUGGAAUGAAGUGGUUACGCUACUGUACCCUUGCCCCGGCUCGACUUACCGGCAAAGCAAUUUUUGAAUAUCUGCGGUGUGUUUCGAGGUCGGAUAGUUGUGUAUCGAAACGCACAAUGGAUUUCAGUAUUGGAGGCCACGAGAAAAACAGACUGGCCAAGUUUUACCGAGAAAUUGUGGCCUUCCUUAAGUUACUCGCAGAGACAAGUGAGGAGGAAUUGGGCGUGGCUACAAACCCCGUUCUGAUCGUUACGAACCCGUACAAUUCCAAGGUGAGACAGGAUUGGAGCGAGAGAUACAUGCGUGAUGAAUUGUUGCCUCUGCUGGAGGCUGUGGCGGAAAACCAUCCGUCCCUGACAAUUCAAGUGCCGAUUGCUGGACGCGAUGGCGACAGUUUCUUUCGAAUUAGUAGACUUUGUCUCGGUUGGGGGCCAGCCAGUAGCAGCGUGAAUUUGUUUGUUGACAUCAGUAACAUGACGGUCGGACGUGACUCGGACAGUGACACCAGCAUCUAUAGUGCUGGUGAGAGCGAAGACGAAGCAAUGAGUGAAGACGAAAGCGAGACAAUGGCCGAAGAUUAGGUACCCUGUUAGACCCAAAACUUGAGCUUAACGGACAAUAGCUAGUGGCAUUCUUGGUAUGCUUGAAAUGCAUGAAUUCUAAUGGUGCUUCCGCUGCAUCGCAA
This is a messenger RNA of Phytophthora nicotianae INRA-310, 2037 nucleotides long. RefSeq lists its product as hypothetical. The record is from RefSeq and is a predicted model, not a curated record. Lineage: Eukaryota; Oomycota; Peronosporomycetes; Peronosporales; Peronosporaceae. The coding region runs from base 65 to 1933 and encodes 622 amino acids. The transcript has a single exon.